This is a messenger RNA of Scomber scombrus (Atlantic mackerel), 7168 nucleotides long. RefSeq lists its product as uncharacterized. NCBI's taxonomy places the organism in Eukaryota, Metazoa, Chordata, Actinopteri, Scombriformes, Scombridae. The record is from RefSeq and is a predicted model, not a curated record. Gene Ontology annotation, molecular function: protein binding. The transcript has 17 exons.
AUGGUCACUGCCCAAGGCGAAUGGUCCAAAAGGAUGAAGGAAGAGGAGGAAGAGGAGGACGGAGCAGAGUCUGUAAUAUCCAGCUGUCUGUCUAUGAAGAGUGACUGGUCUAAAGGUCAUCCUCUAGUCUUCAGUAAUGAACCUGGACCCUCAGACACAAAACUCCAGAAGAUGAAGGAAGAGGAGGAAGAGGAGGAUGGAGCAGAGUCUGUAAUAUCCAGCUGUCUGUCUAUGAAGAGUGACCGGUCUAAAGGUUUUCCUCCAGCCUUCAGUAAUGAACCUGGACCCUCAGACACAAAGAAGAGGAGGGCUGUUUCUGUGGAGGAGCAGUUGUCCUGCUGUUCGUUGUGUCAGGACGUCCUGAAGGAUCCAGUCUCUACCAGCUGUGGACACUGGUUCUGUAAACAGUGCAUCACCUCAAACUGGGACCAGUCUGCUUCACCAGGGGACUCCUCCUGUCCCCAGUGUGCAGAAAGAUCCAGAACCAGACCUGGACUGCAGACAGACAGUCAGACCAGCACUGUACAAAAAAGUGGUCUGCAGGAGGUUUUAGAUGAGCAUCAGAUCAGUCUGAGCAGCACAUGUGAAUGUGUGACUCAAGGAACUGAUGAAACAGGAAGUGAAAUCCUCCUCAUCAGCAUCUACAUCACAGAGGGACAGAGUGAAGAGGUUAAUACCCAACAUGAGGUGAGGCAGCUUGAAACAGCUUCCAAGAUGAAGACCCUCCAUGACACUCCAAUCAAGUGUCAGGACAUCUUUAAAGUCUUACCUGACCAACAGAAACACAUCAGAGUCGUUCUGAUGAACGGCGUUGCUGGUGUUGGAAAAACCUUCUCGGUGCUGAAGUUCACUCUGGACUGGGCACAGCGCUCCAAAAACCAAGAUAUCAGUCUGCUGAUUCUGUUCUCGUUCAGGGCGCUGAACUUGAUCAAAGAUGAGCAGUACAGUCUGCUCAUGCUGAUCCAUGUUUUCUAUCCAACAUUACAGAAGCUCACAGCAGAGAAGCUCGCUGUCUGUAAAGUUUUGUUCAUCUUUGACGGCCUGGAUGAAAGCAGACUUUCACUGGAUUUCAACAACAGUGAGGUCGUGUCUGAUGUCACACAGAAGUCAUCAGUCAGUGUGCUGUUGACGAACCUCUUCAUGGGGAAGCUGCUUCCUUCGGCUCUCAUCUGGAUAACUACACGACCUGCAGCAGCCAAUCAGAUCCCUCCUUCAUGUGUUGACAGGGUAACAGAAGUACGAGGCUUCACUGACGCCCAGAAGGAGGAGUACUUCAGGAGGAGAUUCAGUGAUGAAGAGCAGUCCAGCAGAAUCAUCUCACACAUCAAGACAUCCAGGAGCCUCCACAUCAUGUGUCACAUCCCAGUCUUCUGCUGGAUCACUACUACAGUUCUGGACCACAUGUUGACUACAGACCAGAGAGGAGAGCUGCCCAAGACCCUGACUGACCUGUACUCACACUUCCUGCUGGUUCAGACAAAGAGGAAGAAUAACAAGUAUGAUGGGGGACAUCAUAGUCCACAGGAGCUGACAGAGGCUGACAGAGAUCUUUUUCUGAAGCUGGGGAGGCUGGCAUUUGAACAACUGGAGAAAGGAAACAUCAUGUUCUACCAAGAAGACCUGGAGCAGUGUGGUGUUGAUGUCACAGAGGCAUCUGUGCUAUCAGGAUUUUGUACACAGAUCUUCAAAAGAGAGAGUGUGAUCUUCCAGAAAACAGUCUACAGCUUUGUUCAUUUGAGCGUUCAGGAGUUUCUGGCUGCAGUUUACAUGUACCACUGUUACACCAACAGGAAGACAGAGGUACUGAAGGACUUCCUGGGAGACGACCACAAACACAGGGAAUCACAGUCAAAGUCUUUCCUCUGGAAAUUUUUUUGUAAUAUCAGAAACAAUGAUAGCUGCUCCUCACUGGAUGACUUCCUGAUAGGAGCCCUGCAGAAAUCUGUCCAAAGUAAAAACGGCCACCUGGACCUGUUUGUUCGUUUCCUUCAUGGCCUCUCUCUGGAGUCCAACCAGAGUCUCUUAGAAGGCCUGCUGGGUCAGACAAAGAACAGUCCAAAAAUAAUCCAGAGAGUCAUCAAAACCCUGAAGAAGAUUAACAGUGAUCGUAUCUCUCCUGACAGAAGCAUCAACAUCUUCCACUGUCUGAUGGAGAUGAACGACCGCUCAGUACAUCAGGAGAUCCAAGAGUUCAUGAAGUCAGAGAACAGAUCAAAGAACAAACUCUCUAAGAUCCACUGCUCAGCUCUGGCCUACAUGCUGCAAAUGUCAGAUGAGGUUCUGGAUGAGUUGGACCUGAAGAAGUACAACACAUCAUGGGAGGGACGACGGAGACUGAUCCCAGCUGUGAGGAACUGUAGAAAGGCUCUACUUUCUGGCUGUGGAAUCUCAGAGACUCACUGUGAAGUUGUGGCCUCAGCUCUGAAGUCCAACCCUCAUCUGACAGAGCUGGACCUGAGUGAAAGCAACCUGUUUGAUUCAGGAGUGACACCUCUGUCUGCUGGACUGGAGAGUCCAAACUGUAGACUGGAGACUCUGAGGUUGACAGGCUGCAGUUUGUCAAAGAUCAGCUCUGCUUCUCUGGCCUCAGCUCUGAAGUCCAACUCCUCCCAUCUGAGAGAGCUGGACCUGACUAAUAACAAGCUGAAAGAUUCAGGAGUGAAUCGACUGUGCGAUUUCCUGGAGAGUCUUCAGUGUACACUGGAGAAUCUUGACAUAAUUUAUUUUUGAUUUAGAUUGUGGCGCUGCAGUUUGUCAGAGAUCAGCUGUGCUUCUCUGGCCUCAGCUCUGUUGUCCAACCCCUCCCAUCUGAGAGUGCUGGAUCUGAGUGAGAACAAGCUGAAGGAUUCAGGAGUGAAGCAUCUGUGUGAUUUCUUGGAGAGUCCAGACUGUAGACUGGAGACUCUGAGAUUGUAUUGCUGCAGUUUGUCAGAGAUCAGCUGUGCUUCUCUGGCCUCAGCUCUGAAGUCCAACCCCUCCCAUCUGAGAGAGCUGGAUCUGGGUGAAAACAACCUGCAAGAUUCAGACAUGAAGCUGCUGUCUGCUCUUAAGAAGAGUCCAGACUGUAGACUGGAGACUCUGAGGUCAACUGGUUUACCUCUCAGACUCCAGAAGAUGAAGGAUUCAGAGGAAGAGGAGGACGGAGCAGAGUCUGUAAUAUCCAGCUGUCUGUCUAUGAAGAGUGACCGGUCUAAAGGUUUUCCUCCAGCCUUCAGUGAUGAACCUGGACCCUCAGACACAAAUGUUAUUGGUUUACCUCUCAGACUCCAGAAGAUGAAGGAUUCUGAGGAAGAGGAGGAUGGAGCAGAGUCUGUAAUAUCCAGCUGUCUGUCUAUGAAGAGUGACCGGUUUAAUGAUCUUCCUCCAGUCUUCAGUGAUGAACCUGGACCCUCAGACACAAAAGAGAGGAAGAGGAGGGCUGUUUCUGUGGAGGAGCAGCUGUCCUGCUGUUCUUUGUGUCAGGACGUCCUGAAGGAUCCAGUCUCUACCAGCUGUGGACACUGGUUCUGUAGACAGUGCAUCACCUCAUACUGGGACCAGUCUGCUUCACCAGGAGACUCCUCCUGUCCCCAGUGUGCAGAAAGAUCCACAACCAGACCUGGACUGCAGACAGACAGUCAGACCUGCACUGUACAAAAAAGUGGUCUGCAGGAGGUUUUAGUUGAACAUCAGAUCAGUCUGAACAGCACAUGUGAACGUGUGACUGAUGAAGCAGGAAAUGAAAUUCUCUUCAACAGCAGCUACACUGAGGUCUACAUCACAGAGGGACAGAGUGAAGAGGUUAAUACCCAACAUGAGGUGAGGCAGCUUGAAACAGCUUCCAAGAUGGAGACCCUCCAUGACGCUCCAAUCAAGUGUCAGGACAUCUUUAAAGUCUUACCUGACCAACAGAAACACAUCAGAGUUGUUCUGAUGAAUGGCGUCGCUGGCGUUGGAAAAACCUUCUCAGUGCUGAAGUUCACUCUGGACUGGGCACAGCGCUCCGAAAACCAAGAUAUCAGUCUGCUGAUUCUGUUUUCGUUCAGGGCGCUGAACUUGAUCAAAGAUGAGCAGUACAGUCUGAUCAUGCUGAUCCAUGUUUUCUAUCCAACAUUACAGAAGCUCACAGCAGAGAAGCUCGCUGUCUGUAAAGUUCUGUUCAUCUUUGACGGCCUGGAUGAAAGCAGACUUUCACUGGAUUUCAACAACAGUGACGUCGUGUCUGAUGUCACACAGAAGUCAUCAGUCAGCGUGCUGUUGACAAACCUCUUCAUGGGGAAGCUGCUUCCCUCGGCUCACAUCUGGAUAACUUCCAGACCUGCAGCAGCCAAUCAGAUCCCUCCUACAUGUGUUGACAGGGUAACAGAAGUACGAGGCUUCACUGACGCCCAGAAGGAGGAGUACUUCAGGAGGAGAUUCAGUGAUGAAGAGCAGUCCAGCAGAAUCAUCUCACACAUCAAGACAUCCAGGAGCCUCCACAUCAUGUGUCACAUCCCAGUCUUCUGCUGGAUCACUGCUACAGUUCUGGACCACAUGCUGACUACAGACCAGAGAGGACAUCUGCCCAAGACCCUGACUGACCUGUACUCACACUUCCUGUUGGUUCAGACAAAGAGGAAGAAGCUCAAGUAUGAUGAUGGACAUGAGGCGAGUCCACAGGAGCUGACAGAGGCUGACAGGAAACUUCUUCUGAAGCUGGGGAGGCUGGCGUUUGAACAGCUGGAGAAAGGAAACAUCAUGUUCUACCAAGAAGACCUGGAGCAGUGUGGUCUUGAUGUCACAGAGGCCUCUGUGUUAUCAGGAUUUUGUACACAGAUCUUCAAAAGAGAGAGUGUGAUCUUCCAGAAAACAGUCUACAGCUUUGUUCAUCUGAGUGUUCAGGAGUUUCUGGCUGCAAUCUACAUGUACGACUGUUACACCAACAGCAACACAGAGGUACUGAAGCGCUUCUUGGGAAAAGACCACAAACACAGGGAAUCAAAACUGUCUUUGUUAGAGAAGAUUUCUUCUCAUGUCAGAAACAAUGAUAGCUGUGACUCAUCACUGGAUGACUUAAUGAAAGGAGCCAUGGAGAAAUCUCUGCAAAGUAAAAAUGGCCACCUGGACCUGUUUGUUCGUUUCCUUCAUGGCCUCUCUCUGGAGACCAACCAGAGUCUCUUAGGAGAUCUGCUGGGUCAGACAAAGAACAGUCCAGAAAUCAUCCAGAGAGUCAUCAAAAACCUGAAGAAGAUGAACAGUGAGGAUACUUCUCCUGACAGAAGCAUCAACAUCUUCCACUGUCUGAUUGAGAUGAACGACCGCUCAGUACAUCAGGAGAUCCAAGAGUUCCUGAAGUCAGAGAAGAGAUCAAAGAAGAAACUCUCUAAGAUUCACUGCUCAGCUCUGGCCUACAUGCUGCAGAUGUCAGAGGAGGUUCUGGAUGAGUUGGACCUGAAAAAGUACAACACAUCAAAGGAGGGACGACGGAGACUGAUCCCAGCUGUGAGGAACUGUAGAAAGGCUCUACUUUCUGACUGUGGACUCUCAGAGACUCACUGUGAAGUUUUGGCCUCAGCUCUGAAGUCCAACCCUCAUCUGACAGAGCUAGACCUGAGCAACAACAAGCUGUCUGAUUCAGGAGUGAAGCGUCUGUCUGUUGGACUGGAGAGUCCAAACUGUAGACUGAAGAUUCUUAGAUUGUGGUGCUGCCGUAUGUCAAAGAUCAGCUGUGCUUCUCUGGCCUCAGCUCUGAAGUCCAACCCCUCCCAUCUGAUAGAGCUGGAUCUGGGUGGAAACAAGCUGAAGGAUUCAGGACUGAAGUUGCUGUGCAAUUUUCUGAAGAGUCCACACGGUAGACUGGAGACACUGAGAUUGAGUGACUGCAGGUUGUCAGGGAUCAGCUGUGCUUCUCUGGUCUUAGCUCUGUUGUCCAACCCCUCCCAUCUGAGAGAGCUGGAUCUGAGUGAGAACAACCUGCAGUAUUCAGACGUGGAGCUGCUGUUCGAUCUUAAAGAAAGAAAAGAAUGCAGACUGGAGACUCUGAGCUGGUGGUCACCUCUGCAUGAGUUGAAGUGAACAUCCUGAACUGUUUGUUGAGAGAGGAUCAGCUGUAUCCUGAUGAUCCAUCUGGACUGGAGUCUGGAUCAGGAUUAAUCUUCACUUAAGUUUCAUAACUGACAACAAAAUGAACAGUUAUCUCUGGAUUUUUUUAAAGUCAGCACUUGACGCUUUUAUUAUACAUGAGCAGUUUGAUGCAGAAAGAAGGUGUGUCCCCCAGAAUAGAUUUGUCUCUACUGGGCUCAUUUCUAUGUUGGAUCCUUCUGUCACAAAAGAGAGCAGAGUGGACUCAAAUACAAGAGACCACAAACAGAGCCGCAGAAAAAUAUUUUAAUUUCAGGCAAAAAUUAAACUAGACAAGAACUCACAAAGACUGACGAGACUCAACAGAGGAUCCAACAAAGACUGAACAGAAAACCAAGACUUCAAUACUAACAGUCCUAACGAGGGAAUGAGGAACAGGUGACACAACACAAGGGCAGGGUGGGAGCUGAUUGGCUGAAAGGACCCCACCAGGACACGCCAUCUAAAUGUUUGGUAAUACUUCAUUUUAAAUGUCCAUUAUUCUCAUAAUAUCUUAUUCAUUUCUUUAGAGAUUUACAUUUCCAAGUUCAUACAUAUUCAUCAGUCAUUUAUUAUUGGAAACUUUAUUCUCAUAUAUGUUGAAUUGAUAGUUUUUCUGUAGACAAAAAUGUUUGCAUGUUUGGCUGACCUGAGGAACGAUCUAGAGAGCAGGUUUAAUAAACUCUGACUCUAACCCUUUGAUGAUGUGCGCUUUGUUAGAAAAUCAAUUGCUACUAUUAUGUUCGAUAUGUCUGUUACACUUAAGAAAGCACUGCCUGAACUCUGUAUAUGAUCUCUAUAUGAACUCCCACUUAACAAUCUGUACUCUGUAGCAACUGUUUGACUUCUGCAUGAACUUCCGCUUAUCAAGACUGGAAAAGUACCGAAAUAUCGUCUUCUCACAUAAACAGCUGGUGUUUCCUGUUAUUAAAUAUCAUAUGACUGCAUCUUGAUACUAUGUCAUAUAUUAUAGUAGCAUUGUAUUAUUAAAGGGACGCCUGUCACAGCUUCAUUUAUUAAGACUAUAAAAGAGCUUUUGCUUCAUGCAUUUAGUUAGACAACUCUGUACCGCUGUAUAUGACUUGUCUCC